Molecule: messenger RNA, 1956 nt
Organism: Hevea brasiliensis (rubber tree)
Lineage: Eukaryota; Viridiplantae; Streptophyta; Magnoliopsida; Malpighiales; Euphorbiaceae
Product: inactive beta-amylase 9
Exons: 4
Coding region: 220-1818 (532 amino acids)
Biological process (GO): polysaccharide catabolic process
Molecular function (GO): beta-amylase activity
Source: RefSeq, a predicted model, not a curated record
GAACUCAGAACUAUAUGCAGCUUUUCAGUAGGAAUCUGUUGCCUCCCUUUGCCUCGUCUCCUGCAAAAUUCUGGAAUUUGCAUUCUUUCCAGUGGCACCACAGUGCUAGUAGCCUGCUAAAUGAGGCCACCCGAGCCUGUUGAUCCUUUAUCAGGGCCUGGUUUCCCUGGCGGCUUCUUCAAUGGCUUUUUUAGCGCGGUAUCAACUUGAUUUUUGGAUAUGGAGGUGUCGGUGAUCGGAAGCUCUCAGGCUACUGUUUGCACAAGCGAAUUAGUGCAUGGAGAGCAGAGGUUCUGUGUUCCUCGAAGACGCUCUAGUGUUUCUUUCUUUCAUCCAGGAACGAGGUGGAGCAACUCUGGCCUUCGCUUUACCUUAAAUGCGAUUCAAGCAGAACCCUUCCGGUCCGACAACCUUUCGAUUCGGGGUUGUGCUUCCAGGUCCAAAUCACUUGAUGAUGUAAGAUUAUUUGUUGGGCUGCCCUUUGAUGCAGUUUCUGAAUGCAAUACGAUCAACCAUGCAAAAGCAAUCUCAGCAGGACUUAAAGCUUUGAAAUUAUUGGGGGUUGAGGGCGUAGAGAUGCCUGUGUGGUGGGGAAUAGCUGAGAAGGAAGCGAUGGGCAAGUACAAGUGGGAAGGCUACCUUACUCUUGCAGAGAUGGUUCAGGAUGCAGGUCUCAAGCUUCAUGUCUCACUCUGCUUCCAUGCUAAUGAAGAACUUAAAAUCCCACUCCCUGAGUGGGUAUCCCGUAUUGGUGAGUCAGAUCCUGGUAUUUUCUUUGCGGAUAGGUCAGGGCAUCAUUUCAGAGAGUGCUUGUCUUUGGCUGUUGAUGAUCUUCCUGUUCUUGAUGGUAAGACACCGGUCCAAGUUUACCAGCAAUUUUGCAAGAGCUUCAAGUCUUCAUUCUCGGGUUUCAUGGGUUCUACAAUCAUAGGCAUAAAAAUGGGACUUGGUCCAAAUGGUGAACUACGAUUUCCUUCUCAUAGUCGUGUAGGCAAAAGUUGCAAAAUCCUAGGAGUUGGGGAGUUUCAAUGUUAUGACAAAAAUAUGCUUAACUUUCUAAAGCAACAUGCCGAGGCAACGGGAAAUCCGUUAUGGGGAUUUGGUGGUCCCCAUGAUGCCCCCAGUUACGACCAGAUGCCAAACUCUAACAGCUUCUUUAAGGACCAUGGAGGAUCGUGGGAGUCUCCAUAUGGUAACUUCUUCCUUUCCUGGUAUUCAAGUCAGCUCUUGUCUCACGGAAAUCGUCUCCUUUCCCUUGCCUCUGAUGAGUUUGGCGGCUCUACUGUGACAACUUAUGGCGAAGUCCCACUCAUUCACUCUUUGUUCAAAACUCGCAGUCACCCUUGUGAGCUAACGGCUGGGUUUUAUAACACAGACAAUAGAGAUGGCUAUGAGGCAGUUGCGGAGAUGUUUGCAAGGAAUUCGUGUAAAAUGAUUUUACCAGGAAUGAACCUGUCGGAUGAACAUCAGCCGCAGGAGUCCCUGUCGAGCCCAGAGUUAUUACUUGCACAAAUUAGAACAGCUUGCAGAAAGUACGGGGUUGUUGUUUCUGGCCAGAACUCAUUGGUUUCUAAAGCUUCCCAUCAUUUCGAGAAGAUGAGGAAAAAUGUGUUGGGUGAGAAUGUAGUAGAUUCGUUCACAUAUCAGAGAAUGGGAGCUGAAUUUUUCUCACCAGAGCAUUUUCCUGCUUUCACUGAGUUUGUUAGAAGCCUUAAUCUACCAGAAAAGCAUGCAGAUGAUCUUCCCGAGGAAGAGGAAGAAGUUGCUGAAUCUCUACAGAGAAGUUCAGAAUCAAGCAUUCAAAUGCAAGCUGCUUAGUAUGAAGUGCACAUGCAUAUGUAUAUAUGAAAUAUUAUUUUGCAGUUAUCAUUGUAUCAGGCAAAUCAUACAAGAGUAGUAGUUGCAUUUUGUAAAUUAUGAAAUUCUUUGCCAAAUGAUACUUUCCCUUUUCUAUCA